Plasmodium vivax (malaria parasite P. vivax) is the source of this 1328-nucleotide messenger RNA. RefSeq lists its product as hypothetical. The transcript is spliced from 2 exons. The record is from RefSeq and is a predicted model, not a curated record. Lineage: Eukaryota; Apicomplexa; Aconoidasida; Haemosporida; Plasmodiidae. Bases 505 to 1065 code for a protein of 186 amino acids.
AAUGGUCAUGUUAGCAGUUCUUCCCAUUUCUGCUCCCAUUUGAGCGAUCAAAGUAAGAAGCAUCACUCUGUUGCGUAUUCUCUAAGUGGGUAAAAAAAAAAUAAAUAAAUAAAAUGGCCUACCACUGGUGAUAAUCGCUCGACGGCUGUGAUAAACAGUUGGCACCCACGAAAUGGAUCUGCGUUCGGGGGGUGGAACAAAAGGGAGACAAAAAAAUGGUACCCUCGGGUUGGAAGUAUCCUCGCGGGUGUGAUGCCUAUGUGGUGACUACCGUAUAGGGAGUCCUACUCACUCCUCUUUCUCCUUGUCCUUAACCGACAUGCAGGAGCAGCAGUCUUCUACAAUUACGCACCUACCUGUGCAUUGAUACGUCUGUGCAUCCGAACGAGCGUUUUAAGCGACGAGCGAAUGCACGUAUGGGGGCAUACCCCCUCUUCAAUUAGCAUGCUGGGCAGUAUGCUCUCCUUCGUGUGGGUACCUAUCCAAUUGUGCGAAUAGCCAACCAUGGGCACGCCGCAAAUGAGCAAGCAGGCUUCUCCCAUGCAGAUGAACAACGUUGAGUUUGUGGGUGACAAGGGGGUUGAAGAACUCCUUAGUAAGAUAAGCGCAAAUUAUGAGGAGUGUACAAAGUAUGACGCGUAUAUGGCGCAGGAUGACGCGGAAGAGGAGGAGGAUGAGGAGGCUGGGGAGAAGGGACAUGCGUCGAUGGGGGGAAGUUUCCAAAAUGUGAAGGCGGGAAGAGGGACAAAAAUGGCAAAUGCAGAAAAGUUGGGAAAGAGCGAAAGGGCCAAUUCGAACAGUCGUGCGAAUGGGGAGACUCAUAAGGGGAGCAAUAACGCUGUGAUGGACAACCUUAGGGAUUUUAUUUUUAAAAAAAAGAUGACUAACGAUAGGCAGAGUGGGAAGGCGGCGAGUUUUGGGAAGCCCGGCCGGAACGUUUUCACCAAUUUGAACGUCAGGAAGAAACGAAUAAUGGAGAGCAGCGAGGAGUCAGACGAGAACUGCCACUCGGUGAAGAAAAUUAUUGACUACGUUAAGAAGAAGAAAAAGCAGCGGAAGGGAUGACCUGCUGGGGGAGAGGUGGGCCACUUCGAGGUGGUUUUCCCCCCCGUUGCUGUGCGCAGCGAAGGGGAGUCCCACAGACAGCACGAGGGUGAACACGUUUCGUAGGAUGUCUCGUAGAGCAUUCUCCGCAAGUGGGUAUAUAGCGCAUAUAGCGCAUAUGGCGCAUAUGGCGCAUGUGAAACUUUUCCCCCCCUGCAUCGAAUAUUUUUUCCUUUUUUUUUGUAAAACAUGUACGCACAAAUUGGCGUUUCCAUUUCGCGCUU